AUGCAGAGAAAGAACCUCGCAGAGGAGACAGAGUUCAUUUUCUUGGGAUUCUUCAGAUUCCAUGAACACCAGAUCACCCUGUUUGUGGUUUUUCUCAUCCUGUACACAUUAACUCUGGAUGCAAAUGCCAUUAUUGUGAACAUCAUCCACAUUGAUCAUCACCUCCACACACCCAUAUACUUGUUCCUGAUCAUGCUGGCUAGUCCAGACAUCAUUCCACAGAUGCUCUCUGGCCUCAUAGCCCAGAACCAGACAAUCUCCUUAGCAGGUUGUACUACCCAAAUAUUAUUCUUUGUUACCUUAGCCAUCAAUGACUGCUUUCUUCUCAUAGUGAUGGGUUAUGACCGUUACGUGGCCAUCUGCAACCCCCUGAGAUACACAAUCAUCAUGGGCAAGAGGGUGUGUGUCCAGCUGAUGUGUGGAGCAUUUGGCAUUGGCCUGGCCAUGGCAGCUGUCCAGGUGACAUCCAUAUUUACCUUACUUUGUCACAGAGUGGUUGGUCAUUUCUUCUGUGACAUCCUCCCUGUCAUGAAACUCUCCUGUAUUGACACCACUAUGAAUGAAAUAAUCAAUUUCAUUGUCAGUUUAUUUGUGAUCCUAGUUCCCAUGGGCCUCGUCUUCAUCUCUUAUGUUCUCAUCAUCUCCAUCAUCCUCAAGAUCGCCUCAGCCGAGGGCCAGAAGAAAGCCUUUGUCACCUGUGCCUCCCACAUCACUGUGGUGAUUGUCCACUAUGGCUGUGCCUCCACUGCCUACCUCAAGUCCAAGUCAGAAAACUCUAUAGAACAAGAUCUCCUUCUCUCAGUGACCUACACCAUGGUCACCCCCAUGCUGAACCCUGUUGUUUACAGUCUGAGGAACAAGGAGGUCAAGGAUGCCCUACACAGAGCUGUGGGUAGAAACAUUUCUUAG
Messenger RNA from Diceros bicornis minor, 909 nucleotides. RefSeq names its product putative olfactory receptor 10J6. The record is from RefSeq and is a predicted model, not a curated record. Gene Ontology annotation, biological process: G protein-coupled receptor signaling pathway. Gene Ontology annotation, cellular component: membrane. Lineage: Eukaryota; Metazoa; Chordata; Mammalia; Perissodactyla; Rhinocerotidae. Gene Ontology annotation, molecular function: G protein-coupled receptor activity; olfactory receptor activity.